This is a messenger RNA of Cuscuta epithymum, 2610 nucleotides long. Lineage: Eukaryota; Viridiplantae; Streptophyta; Magnoliopsida; Solanales; Convolvulaceae. The record is from the annotation of a GenBank genome assembly.
CUUAUGGGUAAAUGAAUGAAACUCAUCCUCUGAAGCACAAGUAAGCUCCACGCAUGCGCCUUGUCAAUUCUUUCCUUGUGGUUAUCUUUGAAGUCGCUCUCACAAGUCACAACACUGAACGCCUCUGCACCAUUGAAUGAUAAUCAACAUCAAGUCACAAACUUUGUCAUUUGUAUAUUUGCGGAUACUCCAUUUAGCAACAAUAUUGUUCGGGGAGGAAAGUGAAAGAGCAUUAAAAUUGAGGGGAAGAAGCGGAAUAAAUCUUGCCCCUGGCAAUCCUGACCGCUGGUUUAUCUGAUUCUCGAUUAUCUCUUCUUCCCAUUCAGAAAAUCUUAUCCUUUGCAGCUCUUCGGACACAAGUAGUUUUUUGUCCCCAUUCCACUCUCUUCUUCUGCAGAUAACUUCCGCCAUUCCAUUAGUAUUAUAUUCUGCAAAUUCCCCUUUUGAUCUUUAUCCAUUCCACCGCAGUACAUAUUUAAUUUUUUCCGGGCUGAUUCUAUCUUCUUGUUAGUUUACUGUAAAUCUCUUAUCUCUUUCUUCUUUCUAUUUUUGAACCCUUAUAGAGUUAUUAUAGUCAUCACCUCACUUAAAGAUUCUAUCUUUAUCCGUUGGAUUAGAUAGCCGGGUGUGGGUAUUAAUUUAUUGGUUUCAAUUUCUUGUCUGGGGUUAAUGGCUUUAGUAUCGGCGUUGGUUGAAAUUUUCCAAAAGAAAUCGAUCGGGGAUGGUAUGCUUGAGCUGAUGAUGUGGACGACGCCUAUCUGGGUUGCUGUGGUUGUUGGAGUUCUUGUAGGUUGGGCCUGGAGGCCCAGAUGGGCUGAUCUUUGUUCCAGUAGAGAUUCCUUUGUCUCCAUGGUGUCCUCUUCUUCUUGCCUGCAGCAGCUCUUCACUGGUUUUAGCUCCAGAUUCAUAUCUGAGGAGAUCUCACAACUCACCCCUAACUCCAGUUCAUCUUUGCUUCGGGAAAGUGGAAAUUCUGAAGCUGUAGAUGAGAGUGACCUUCAUCACUUGUAUCAAUUAGUUGAAGAGAAAGAUGGUGGCCCUGCCUGGAUUCAGAUGAUGGACAGGACUGCGAAGAACAUGUGUUAUCAGGCAUGGCGAAGAGAUCCUGAGAAUGGACCCCCGCAAUAUCGAAGCAGAACUGUAUAUGAAGAUGCUAGCCCCGAAGUGGUGAGAGAUUUCUUUUGGGAUGAUGAGUUCCGAACGAAGUGGGAUGACAUGCUUUUACACGCUGAAACGCUGGAAGAUUAUCCCAACACUGGAACCAUGGUGGUCCACUGGGUACGCAAGUUUCCAUUCUUCUGCAGUGAUAGAGAAUACAUUAUUGGCCGUCGAAUAUGGAAAUCUGGAAAUACAUAUUACUGUGUUACUAAGGGUGUGAGGAAUUCAUCCGUUCCACGAAAAAACAAACCAAGGCGUGUUGAUUUGUAUUAUUCAAGCUGGUAUAUUCGACCAGCUGAAUCUACGAGAGAUGGUGAGAUGAGUGCAUGUGAGGUGAUACUCUUCCAUCAUGAGGACAUGGGUAUACCAUGGGAAAUUGCCAAACUUGGUGUUCGGCAGGGAAUGUGGGGAGCAGUCAAGAAGAUUGACUCUGGUUUACGUGCAUAUCUGAAGUAUAGAGCAUCAUCUGAGGAAGUCCCAUUGUCAAGAUGCGCUUUCAUGGCCCAACUUAACACCAAAGUGACUUCUGAUGAUUUGGAGUCACUGGGGAGAAGGCAGAGUGUUAGUGACAUAGAAGCUUGUGGCGAUUCUUCAGAGGAUAAUAAACCAACUCCGGGAAGGAAUGUGCCUAAGCUUGUCAUUGUUGGUGGAGCGCUGGCCCUUGCCUGCAGCAUCGACCGUGGACUCCUCACCAAAGCUCUUAUAUUUGGAGUUGCUCGAAAACUUGCAGGGAUUGGGAAAAGGUUGUAAGCUGGGGGUGGGGUGGGGGUAUAUUGGGAAUUUAGGUGGUCGCGGGUGUAAUUGUGAGUUGUUCUUUCUCUCUACAUCUUGCUGAGAGCAACUUCUCCAGGCUCCAGACAAGCUUUGAUCCCAUAAUUGCGAGUUAUUAUUCUCUUGUCUCCGGGUUACAAAGAAAGUAUAAUACUACAUACCAAAUAUAUCAAGGCAUUCAUUUGCCUUUGGAGUUUUACGUAAUGAACCUGUAAUAUUGGUGGGAUUUUCCAUAUACGGCCUAACACUUCCUCACCAAGACUGGAUGGCUAAGCAUCUCCAAUGGUAAAAUGUGCACGGUGCACACGUGGCAUGAGAAAUGACCAUAUAAAUAUUAGUAAAUGAAUUCUUUCUCUCCUUAUUUGAAUGACUUUAUACAGUUUUGGUAAGUUUUUCUCCACAAUGUCAAGGAGACCGUCUAGAUGUUGACAUUGUUGUUGACAUUGCAGGGAAAAACUUACCAAAAUUGUAUAAAAUCAUUCAAAUAAGGAGAGAGAUAAUUUAUAUGCUAAUAUUUAUGUGGCUAUCACUCAUGCCACAUGUGCACCGUGCACAUUAUAGCAUUGGAGAUGCUCUAAUACUCCGUUAAUAGAGUCAGAGGACAUUAAUAGACUUGCUCAUUUCUUUCAUUUCAAUCAUUUUUAAUUUUUAAAUUACUUUAUGUGUCUUCUGCAAAGGCAA